AUGUCUACUGAGCAUGUUACUAAAGUUGUGUCUUCGAUUAAAUCAUGUUUUAAGUAUCAACUUGUAGCAAUCUUGGAUUUGGUACUUUGCAUACCCACAAAUUCUCCACGCGCUAUAGAAUUUCACAACGGGGAGAAAAUGGUGGAUCGUCGAAGAUACAAAGUGAUCCAAGCAGAUCAGAGUGUUUGUGAGUUUCCUCUAGCUGAUUUCCCUCUAAUGAAUUUAAAUGGUCUCAUCACCUUGGCUUAUCUUAUCAAAUCCAUGGAAGAUAAAGCAGUGAUUGAUAAAAAUAAAUUUUGUGUUGGGAUGUCCAUAUGUCAUAACCAUAUCGAUUGCUAUUUAGAACAUCUUGGUUUAUCAGACUUCGAGAUAACCAAGAAAUACAACAAGCCAGGGAAGAAUCCAAAGACAAAAAUUGAUAAUGUGGAUUUGGAACAGUUUGAAGAUGUGAAGAUAAUCUUGAAACGAUUAGGAGUAGUGUUUUAA
Lactuca saligna is the source of this 486-nucleotide messenger RNA. Lineage: Eukaryota; Viridiplantae; Streptophyta; Magnoliopsida; Asterales; Asteraceae. The record is from the annotation of a GenBank genome assembly.